UCAAAAUUACCCCAAAAAACUAUGGAUUCGAUCGGUGGAUUUCAUGAGUUGGAAUCUCAGUUUGUAUAUCAUCACCCAAAAUACAAUCCCAUCCCACAUACACAAAAAUCUGAUAAAGCAUUUUCUAGUCACGACCACUCUUUUCAACCCCUUUACUUAUGUCCUCUUCCACGAAGUAGAAAAGAAAAAUCUGAUUCUCUCACUUAUCCUGUUAGUUAUUCCCCAGAAUACGUCGGCUCUACAACCACAAGUGAAGAAGAUCAUCCAGUACUCCCUUUGUUUUGGUGCAACAAUCAAGAAUUCGAUGUUGAUGGUGGGUGCGGCAUAUGCAGCGGCUCUAAUUUUGGCACAGACUAUUAUUUCUGUGUCGAAUGUGAUAGAAUCUUGCACAAAGAAUGUGUCCAGUCUCCAUUUAAAAUCAAACACCCUUACCAUCCAGAACAUUUUCUCCAACUUUCCUACCGUGAUCCUAGUGCUCCCGAUAUAAAGUGUUUAUGUUGUGGAAGAAUAGCAACCAAUCUGGUAUAUUAUUGUACCAUAUGUGAUGUUGUAAUGCAUACAAUUUGUGCGAUGAAGUCAAUCUAUGGCGGAUUUCAUGAGGUGGAAAUCGAUGGUAAACUAUCACAGCUGGUAUACCAUCACCCAAAAUACCAACCCAUACCACAAUCACAAAGCCUUACUGCACCCUUCGAUGAGGCAGUCAACAAUGACCUCUUCUUUUGCCCAAUGGCACGAUGUCUUAAAGAUGGGACUGAUCGUAAGAUUCACCCGCUCAUUUCCUCACCAGAUUACGUCGCCUCUACAAUAAGUACCCACCGGGGGAUAGAUCAUUCAAUACUCCCUUUGUAUUGGUGCAACAAUAAAGAAUUUGAUGCUAAUGGUGGGUGCCAUAUAUGCAGCGACUCGAAUUUUGGAAUAGACUAUUAUUUUUGUGAGCUCUGUGAUGGAAUAUACCACAAAGAAUGCGUCGAGUCUCCAUUUAUAAUCAAACGCCCUUAUCAUCCGGAGCACUCUCUCCAGCUUUCUUAUCGCAAGUCUGAUGCUCCGGAUAUAGAGUGUUUUUGUUGUGGAAGAGGAGCAAAAGUUAUGGUACACUGUUGUACCAAAUGUGAAGCUGUAAUGCAUCCAAUAUGUGCCAUGAAGUCGAUAUCUUUUGUUGUAGACCAGCCAAAACGUCAUGACCAUCCCCUCACUCUUUUUCCAGAACAAGCUUCCUUAACUUGCAACAUUUGUGGUCUAAUCAGAAAAAACUAUCCCACCUAUGUAUGUCUCAGAUGCAGAUUUGUUGCUCAUAACGAUUGUAUGUAUUCUCCAUCCAUCAUCAAGAUAUCACGUCACCACCACCGCAUCUCCUAUGCUUCUUCUCUCCAGUAUGAAGAAUGGUCUUGUGGAGUUUGUCGUAAAAGUAUUGACGGUAAUUAUGGUGCAUAUAGAUGUGACAAAUGUGAUGACUAUGCUGUUCACGUAAGAUGUGCUGUACGGAAAGAUGUGUGGGAUGGAGUUGAACUCGAAGGUGUACCAGAAGAAGAUGAUAUAACUCAAGAUGUUGGGCCGUUUAAGGUAAUAUCUGAAGGAGUGAUACUCCAUUUUCUUCAUGACCACCAUCUUCGGCUCGAGGUUAGCAUACUUUAUGAUGAAAACAAGCUCUGUGAAGCUUGUGUUAUGCCUAUAUUUGAAGGUAGCUUCUAUUCUUGUACGGAGUGUAAGUUUAUUGUCCAUGAAACAUGCGCACAAUCACCCCGCAAGAUACAACAUGCGUUACAUCCUCAUCCACUUACACUGAAGGUUGCGAGUAGAUAUGAGCAUGAUUUCUUUUGUUGUGAUGCUUGCGAUCGUAUUUGUGCUGGAUUUGUCUAUGAGUGUCACGUAGGAGAAUGCACCUUUGAUCUAGAUGUACGGUGUGCUUCAACUUCCGAGCCGUUUGCUUUCCAAGGCCACAAACACCUCUUGUUUCUAGCUUUACACCCAGACGUCAAACCAGUAUGUGAGGUAUGCGAAGUAGAAUGUCAUAAACAGUUUAAUUGCAUCAAAUGUGAUUUUAUUGUUUGUAUCAAGUGUGCUACCUUACCAUACAAAGCAAGGUACAAGCACGACAAACAUUUUCUGACAAUUUUAUGGGGGGAAGAAGUGUGUGAGAAAGAUUGGUGCGAGAUCUGCGAACGUAACUUAAGAGAUACAGACACUACGUUAUUCUACUGGUGCAACGACUGCUGCACUACUCUUCACAUUGACUGCUUAUUUGAUGACGAGCCAUAUGUGAAACCGGGUCUACUUUUAAGAGCAGAUGGGAAGGAUAUCAAAGUUCUUGGCAAAAGAAAUCUUUCUCGACCACUUUGUGAUUCUUGUCAGUACCCUUGUCAAGGCCGAAUAUAUAUGACAGCCAUCGGCAGAGCGUGUUCUUUUACAUGUACUGCUAACUUAUAUGCUGGGUGA
Messenger RNA from Capsella rubella, 2433 nucleotides. RefSeq lists its product as uncharacterized. The record is from RefSeq and is a predicted model, not a curated record. Lineage: Eukaryota; Viridiplantae; Streptophyta; Magnoliopsida; Brassicales; Brassicaceae.